AUGACUGUUUUUCCUCAUUUUCAAUUUUUAAAUUUUUGUGCCAUUACUGAGUCAUUGGGUGGUCACAGCUGGUACCAUUUUGAUGAUACCAAAGUUUCAAACUCCACUUUAAGAAAGUUGUCCUCUGAGCAAGCCUAUCUUGUGUGGUAUCAAAGAGUAGAUUCUGGAGGCAAAUUGUCCCUAGAAACAGAACAAAUAAUAGAGAAGUUUUCCCAGCCGAAGGAAAGUCCAGAGACUGGUGACACACAUCGGACAGUUGAGCCAGACAACGAGGAUGUUUUUUUUAACAGUGACGGGUCAUUAGACUUAUUUUAUUCACCAUCUGAGUCCUCUUUGGCACUGUCACAGAAGGCACCUUCUCCCUUUCCAACUGAGUGGGAAGCUCCUGAUUUGUCAGAACCGAUAAUUAAUAACUUACCUCCCAUCUCCAAUUGCAUCACCAGGAGUCAGAAUCAGGAUGUGAAAGUGUCAUCAGAAGUGGGUUGUCGCAUUACUUCAACAGCUCCUCACACACAAAAAGUAACUGCCAUCCCCAAUGGUAUCCCUGGGAGUCAGAGUCAACCAACCCAAACACAGGGACCAGGUUGUGAUCAUCCCAAUCUCGAUCUGGAUAUCAUUGAUCCACAGUUGAAUGAAGAAGAUGAAGUCCCUGGAGCUCAGCUUGACAUUGAGAAGAUAGAAAGCUACAAGAAUGCUCAACUGGUUAGGUGGCUGCAAUGCAGGCGUUUGCCUCUGAAGGGCAAAAGACAGGCUCUGAUAACUAGGGUUGAAAAUCACAUGAGAAACAAAGUGUCUUCGCUGUUGUAUCCUGGUGUGGACGGGGGAAAGUGGUAUGAGUUAAAAAGAAAGAGACUGAUGUCUGAGGCUCAGCAGAUCAUUUCUCGCCUUCCACAAGUGCAGCCCUGGGGUCCUUCACUUUUCAAACCGUUUCCCAGUGUACACAUACCCAACAAGUAUUCUUCAGUGAAAGCGAAGGAGUAUUUGAAGCAAAUUCCCGAAACUCGUUUUACAUAUGAUGGUGGUGUGGAGGCUGUGGAGGCUGUAGAAUCUGAACCUGACUCACAAGGCCUUGUAGAUUUUUCUGUGUCCACUCAGAGUGAUCGGAAGAAUAUUUUUGUGGAUGGAACAUUGAGGCGUGCCAAUCUUUUUAUAGAUAGUGGCAGAGUUGUCACAAUAAAAGACUGCCAGAGAAACGAUCACUAUUUUGUUAAUGCAAUGGUGCAUGCAUCUUACAGAAACGUCACAUAUGAGGUGACAGUCACCAUAUCCAAAAAAAGUGGAUCAGUGUGCGCUGCUGGAUGUUGCUGUAAGGCAAGGGCACUUGGGCGGUGCUGUCAUGUUAUGGCUGUUCUCCUUCUCAUUGGCCGCCAUGUGGAGAAUCAAGGACAUGAAGCUGUCACUUGCACUGGCAGAUUGUGCUACUGGCUUGCAUCAGGUUCUGAAGCUAACAGGCAGCCCGGCAUAGUCAGAGAAAAAGGUGAAUAUUACAAUGAGGCCAGAUACUACAGAAGAGGGCAUUUUGAUCCUCGUCCUACGGCCAUUCAAGUUGGAGUGGAUGAAGCUAAGGUGAAAUAUUUCUACAGUCUUAUUGAAGAUUAUCCAGAAAAAAUUCUUUGGUACUAUCAACUCCUUCACAGUCCUCCACCUGCUGAGUUCUACCCAGAUGAACACUUGACUCCUGUUUUUGGGGAACUGUGCAGUUACCUGCUCUGGAAUUUAAAUAAUAUUAGGCAAAUGUCCAUGACACAGCCUCUGCAUUUCCCUCUGACUCAAAAGCAGAGUGAAAGCAAUUCCUGGUUUCGUGAGAGAUCUGUCAGGAUUCCUGCAUCAAAUGCAAAGCAAAUUUUAGGGCUUUCAAGCGAAAGGGGUCGAAUGAAUUUUUUGAGAAAACAUGUUUGGCGUUUGGACCCUUUCAAAAACGAUGCCAUGGAGCGAGGCACACAAUUAGAACCUGUUGCAAGGAGAGUUUUUGCAAGAGACCUAAAGAAAGUGCACCCUCAUCACGCUGUUGUAGUAAGUGGCAUGUGGGUGAAUCCCAUGUGCCCUCAGCUUUCAUGCAGUCCUGAUGGACUAAUAGUCGACUCGAAUGGAAUCUUUAAAUUACUGGAAAUUAAGUGUCCUGCCGUUCUUGAGGAGAUGGAUCCAAAUGAUUAUGAAUUAUUACCAAAGGAUCAGUUAGGAAGGUUUUGCCUAAAGCGUAAUAAAGUGACAGGUAAACCACAACUGAAAGAAACUAAUAAGUGGUAUUAUCAGGUGCAAAUGGCAAUGGAUAUCAUGAAAGUGGAGGAGUGUGAUUUUGUUGUUUUCUCAACAGUUAAGGGAAAACCCAAGUACCUUACCGUUGAAGUUAACUAUGAUGAAAGUUUUUGGAGGGAGAAGAGAGAAAGACUGAAAACCAUACACAGAGAGUGGUUUGUUCCCGAAUACUUUCUGUGUAAUACUCCAUUUAAACGGCCAGCCUAUCAACUAAUUUACUCUCCUUUCCAUGAAGAUCAUGAAGACAAAUAUUUUGGAGAUGUUGAGGAGGGUGUGAAAUGCCUCUCACUUCAAAAUGAAUCAGAAUUCCUCAUUUCAGUUCCUCAAGAAGAAGAGCAGGAGGAGAGUGAAGAUUCUGAUUGUGACGUUAAGUUAAAUGAAUAUUUUGAAAUAUUAUACAUUGACCAUGAUGAUGAGUAGCUUAUUGAUAAUUUAAGGUCUUAUCUUUAUGUUGUAGAUAAUUAUUUUUGAAAUUUAAGUUCUACCAAAAUACGUUACUUAGUACCUCUUGAUUUUUAAUAUUGUACUGAUGUUUACCCAUUUGUUGAUACUAAAUUGUACCAAAGAUAAGUGAGGUGCUUUCUAGUUUGGUUUUCAAGUUUAUUCCAAUUAAGGAGAGCCUAGUAUACU
This is a messenger RNA of Frankliniella occidentalis (western flower thrips), 2886 nucleotides long. RefSeq lists its product as uncharacterized. Gene Ontology annotation, molecular function: zinc ion binding. NCBI's taxonomy places the organism in Eukaryota, Metazoa, Arthropoda, Insecta, Thysanoptera, Thripidae. Bases 1 to 2676 code for a protein of 891 amino acids. The record is from RefSeq and is a predicted model, not a curated record. The transcript is spliced from 8 exons.